AAGCAUUGUCUGCGACAAUACGAAGAAUUAUCUAUUCCUUCGCGAGUUAGGGUUGACAAGGCUGGAUUUGCUUCUUCGUCGGAUCUCCUUGUCCGUGCUCUGUGUUCUGUUAGAUUUUCCGACAGGGGAUAUUGAUGGCGAACAACGGCGGCGAGCCGAGCUCGGCUCCACAGCCGGAAAGAUGGUACGGACUGAAACUAGGUUCUUCAUUCAAAGAACGGCCCUCCUCAAAGUACUGCACGCUUCGAUAUGAAUUUAAGCCAGCUUCAAUUGACAAGAACCAAGCAGGUAUGCUGCAUAAGACCAAGGAUAAUAGGGUGACAGUUGAAUUCAACAAUAAUCAACUUGGGAAGCCAAAGGUGACCUUUGAAGGAACUAGUGAGGAUUACAAGGACAAUGACGGUGUCUUGUUUUUCGACGGGAAGUCAUUUCGCCUGGAGCGUUUACAUCGAGCUGUAAAGAGGCUGAGGCAUGUGCGGCUACCUGGCGAAUUUGCAGCAGUUAACAAUGCGACUACGGUUACAAAUGCGCCAGCUGUGGAGUCACGAUCUCCUCCACUUGUCAAAACUAUGAAGUCACAAACAUUAAACAAACCAAUAAAUCAUGCAGUGCAUAUGGAGGUGGAAAGAAUUGAUAUUGGCGAUCCAGAUAGUUCAAAACCUUCAAAGAGAGCCUUUGACAUUCAUUCAGCUCUUCCAAAUCCUUCUUCAACAUCACCUGAUACCAAAACUCCUGAGCCAGAUGAUAAUGUGGACAUUCUAGAAGAUGAUGAUGGUCCACCCCCAAAAGCCAAUCCCUUUGGAUUAGACAUUAACUUGCCAAACCAAACUGACACAGAUGAUGAGAUUGCUGAUGUUGAUGUGAGUGACGACGACGGCGACAAAGGUCCAAAUGCAGCUGAAGCUCUUCGGGCGCAGGUCAACGCUGCGGAGGAGGGACAGCAGCAGGACCAGGAGCAGGAUGAAACCUCGAGUUCGAGCGGAACUAGUGGGACUGGUAGUAGUGGGAGUGGUAGUGGAAGUGGAAGUAGCAGUAGUGAUAGUGAUGAUAGUGAUGGUGAUUCUGCAACCUCAGGGGGAGAUAUUGAAAUCUAAAAAUUUGUUGUGAGAAGUUGUGAGACUUCUACAACCAUAGAGGGGUUAGGAGUGGCUCUAGUCCCAUUUAAAUUCUAAAAAAUCUUAUGCAAUUAUGUAUAAUAUGCAAGUUUUGUUCUUAAAUUCUCUUGCAAUUAUUUUUUGAUAUGUAUAUUAUAAAAGUUUAAUGAUUUUAUACUUA
Molecule: messenger RNA, 1275 nt
Organism: Dendrobium catenatum
Lineage: Eukaryota; Viridiplantae; Streptophyta; Magnoliopsida; Asparagales; Orchidaceae
Product: ELL-associated factor 2
Exons: 3
Coding region: 135-1094 (319 amino acids)
Biological process (GO): positive regulation of DNA-templated transcription; regulation of transcription elongation by RNA polymerase II
Cellular component (GO): super elongation complex
Molecular function (GO): transcription elongation factor activity
Source: RefSeq, a predicted model, not a curated record